Molecule: messenger RNA, 5806 nt
Organism: Gopherus flavomarginatus (Mexican gopher tortoise)
Lineage: Eukaryota; Metazoa; Chordata; Testudines; Testudinidae
Gene: AFAP1L1
Product: actin filament associated protein 1 like 1
Exons: 19
Coding region: 78-2375 (765 amino acids)
Cellular component (GO): cytosol
Molecular function (GO): SH3 domain binding
Source: RefSeq, a predicted model, not a curated record
UAGCCGGACACCGGGCGCUCCAGGCCGGGACCCUGCGCCCCGCACUGCCGCCUCGCGCCCGUCCACCCGCCGGCAACAUGGACAGGCUGAGCGUGCUGGACCAGCUCCUCCCGGAGCUCAGCUUGCUGCUCAAGUUGCUGGAUCAUGAGUACCUGAGCGCUACCACCAUGGAGAAGAAACUGGCCGUCUCCACUAUCCUGCAGAAGCUGCAGCCCCCUGCAGGGAAGCCUCUGGACUACAUGUACGUGAACACAGCAGCCCUGCAGAACAGCACCAGCUUUGUGGAGUCCCUCUUUGAAGAGUUUGACUGUGACCUGCGAGAUCUCCAGGAUAUGCAGGAGGAUGAUGGGGACACCAGCGAGGGCAUUGGCUUGGAGCUUACAAGGAGCCAUCCAUCUAAAAACGCUCCCAGGGACCCUCCUCCACCACUUCCCACAACCCCCCCACCUGAAGAUUACUACGAGGAGGCCCUGCCUCUGGGCCCAGGCAAGGCCCCUGAGUACAUCACCUCCCGCAAUAGCUCCAGCCCCGCCAACUCAAUCGAGGAUGGCUACUAUGAGGACGCAGACAGCAACUACCCUGUUACCAGGAUGAACGGGGAGCAGAAAAACUCCUACAAUGACUCUGAUGCGAUGAGCAGCUCCUAUGAGUCAUACGAUGAAGAGGAGGAGGAUGGGAAGGGCCAGCGGCUGACACACCAAUGGCCUUCAGAGGAAGCUUCUAUGAACCUGGUGAAGGACUGCAGGAUUUGUGCCUUCCUGUUGCGUAAGAAGCGCUUUGGGCAGUGGGCCAAGCAGCUGACAGUCAUCAAGGACAACAAACUCCUGUGCUACAAAAGCUCCAAGGACCGGCAGCCGCACCUGGAGGUGCCCCUGAGCGCCUGCAGCGUCAACUAUGUGCCCAAGGAUGGGCGCCGCAAGAAGCAUGAGCUGCGCUUCUCUCUGCCAGGGGCCGAGGCUCUGGUGCUGGCAGUGCAGAGCAAAGAGCAGGCUGAGGAAUGGCUGAAGGUGAUAAAGGAAGGGAGCAGUGCCAGUGGAGGAGGAACAGGUGUGACUGAAGCCCCUACAUCCCCUGUGCUACAUUGCAAGAUGGACCUUGACAAGAGUGUAUCACAAGACAAACAGACGUCUGACUCGGACAGCGUGGCAGCAGGAGAGAACUGCACCCCCGUGAGCCGAAGGGAGCACGGGAAAGGCAAGAAGAGUGGCUUGGCUGAACUGAAGGGCUCAGUGAGCCGGGCAGCCGGGAGGAAAAUCACCAGGAUCAUCAGCUUCUCCAAAAAGAAGCCAUCCUCUGAGGACACGCAGACGUCCUCCACUGAGGAGGACAUCCCCUGCUGUGGUUACCUGAAUGUCCUGGUUAACCAGUGCUGGAAGGAGCGUUGGUGUUGCUUGAAAGGCCACACCCUCUAUUUCCACAAGGACCGCUCCGACUUGCGGACGCACGUGAAUGCCAUCAUCCUGCGUGGCUGUGAGGUGGUGCCAGGCCUGGGCCCUAAACACCCGCUUGCUUUUCGCAUCCUUCGCAGUGGGCAGGAGGUUUCUGCCUUGGAGGCAAACUGCUCUGAAGAUCUGGGCCGCUGGCUUGGCCUCCUGCUGGUUGAGACUGGCUCCCAGAAAACCCCGGAGGCCCUGCACUAUGACUACGUGGAUGUAGAGACAAUAGCCAACAUAGUCACCGCUGUGAGACACUCCUAUCUGUGGGCCAGCGCCUCCCAUGAGAGCCAGGCUGACUCUUCCCGGGUGGUGUAUGAUGACGUCCCCUACGAGAAGGUGCAGGCAGAGGAGCCACCGCGGCCGUCGGGGGCCCAGGUGAAGCGGCAUGCCUCAUCCUGCAGUGAGUCGUCACGUCGCGUGGACCCGCAAGUCAAAGUCAAAAGACAUGCAUCAAAUGCCACCCAGUACAAGUAUGGGAAGAACCGGGCCGAGGAGGAUGCCAGGAUGUUCCUGACGGAGAAAGAGAAGCUGGAGAAGGAGAGGACUUCUAUCCGGAAUCAGCUGGUGACCCUGCGGAAGGAAAAGCGGGAACUCCGGGAGGCCAUGAAAAGCAGCACAGGGAGGAAGCUGAAGGAGCUGGAGGAGCAGGUGGUGGCCCUGGAGGAGCAGUGCAAAGGGAAGGAGGAGCAGCGCGUGGACCUAGAGCUCAAGCUGACGGAGGUGAAGGACCGGCUGAAACAGUCGCUAGCAGGAGGGCCAGCUCUGGGGCUCACCGUGACCAGCAAAGCUGAAAAUGGGGAGACUGGAAAUAAGCCGAAUGGGAACCCCAUGGAGCACUUGGUCCCGGUGAACUGUGCAGCGGAAAUGAGGAAGAGGAGCCCCUCCAUCCUCCCUGCCAACAAGGGGAAAGUGCUGCAGAAGGCCAAGGUACAGCUCUGACCUCCCAGCCUGGCAGCAUCUUCCUCAACUUUGCCAGAGUGGGAGAUGAAGCAAACCUAACUGGGGCAGCCAGGCCUCACCUGCAGCUAACAGACUCGGGCCUUGGGACACACUGAAGAGCCGCAAGCCCCUUUUCCCCAGGGAGAGUGGAAGAGGAUUCUGGCAAGCAUGGAUCUCCAGCAGGGGGAUGGGGGCAUGGGGAAAGCACCCACCUUCCAAUGGUGGGGACGUUUGGCAAUCAGACAGGAUUGGGUGUUGGGGAGGGAUAUUUGGGAAUGGGCGGGAAUCUUUCAGGAGUAAGGCUCCCAUGCAGCUGGAAUGCCCAGCUCUGGGGAGGAGCACUCCACCAGGACUGGGACAUUGGCCAUCCCCAUUGAUGCAUUUUGCUCUUGGUAACUAACAGAAACAUGGGGGAGCAUGAGCUAGGGGAGUGUGCAGGUAACUCAGAGUCAGAGCGCCUGGCUUCUAUUCUUAAUGGCACCACAGGUGGUCUGUGACUAGAUUGUGCUUUACCUCCUGCAGCUCAGUUUCCUCCCUCGGUCAAAUGUGGGUCAGUAUGAUCUGGUCUCCAGUGAGGGGUGGUGUCAGCUUUCAUUAGAGGCAUUACAUUGAAGUGAUGCUAUUGACAUGAGAUUUUACUGGAUCAGGCCAUUGGCGUAGUUAGUCCACUAUCCCCAACCAGAGCAGAGAUUGUGUGGAGCUAGCCAAGUCUCCUCCCUCUGCAGUAGCCAAGCCCAGAGGCCCUAGGAGGAGACCAUGUGACCAUGGUGCUUUCUUGUUUAUUGUUUGUUAGAUCUCUGACCCUUAGAGCAUCUGACUUAGUGGGUGGGCUUUGCCCUAUUGCAGUCUCUUCUGUCACACUGCAGUUGUCCUUUUUGUAUUUUUUUUUAUAUACAUCAGGUAAAUUCAGCACAACGGGGGAAGAGAGAGGCUGGGAAGCUAUACUUUUUAAAGUGGCCACUGAUUUUGGAUGCUUCAGUGUUGGGGUUCAUGAGUCACCCUGGGCUUAAUUCUCAGAGCUACUGCUCCCCCCAGUCUCUCCUGACCGCAUAUGGAGUGUUGUGCGCUCAGCACCUCUGAGCAGUGGGGGGCCAGGUUGUCUCAAGUUUGUUGCUUCUGGCUCAACUGUUUUAUCUAAUUCUAGUCUCCUUCCUGCCGGAAAUGGCUGUGCUGCAGGGCAACGCUGCCCAGUGCAGGGCAAGGGCUGACGGCCUUUGGAGAACGAAUGCUGCGGAAGUUCUGCUGCUAACAUCUGAAAGCACCCACAUUGGGCCUGGCUCAGCAUCUUGGGGCAGGGGGAUGGUGUAGGGAGCCGCCACCUCAAAGCACUGUCAAAUGGUGAGCUGUGGAUGGGGGAGAUAAGGGUAUUGCCUGAAAUAAUGGCACAUCCUCAACACUGUAUGCAGGGCAGGACACCUCCAUUUCAGCGACAGCCGCUGGAAGAUGAGAAGGACCAGGGAAGGGGGCAAGAACAGAGGAAACGAUUUCAGCCAAUGUAGUCUGGAGAAGAGUAAGCAAAGCCAGGAAGCCUGGGGCAUAGAGGGAAAGCACAAGGCACUCCUCUUUGUUCCUGGACUGCACCAAAGGGUAAUGUGCCAGUAAGCUUUUAGUACAACAGAACCUGUGGAACUCACUGCCUUAGGGUAUUUGUAUGAUAACUAGCUAAGCAACCAUUAAUAAAAAUAGCAACUGCAGGUAAAUGAGCUGGGCUCAAAACCAUCUGUGUUCCUGCCUGCUGAGCUGUUUGAUAGUUGUAAAUCCCCCACCCCCAGCUGAUGUCCAUACUAAAGAAAUACUGCUUCCGCUCCUCCCCCCAUGUACCACUUGUUCUUCAUCCAAUUUGAAUGCACCCUGCAUCCACAUACACAGGAGCUCAAGCUGGUUUACAGUCAGGCUAAGUACGGUUCAGCGUAGAUUAUGCUGCAGCAGUGUUGAUAUUGAAUCAAUCUCCCUCUUGCUAGUCUCAGUUGUCUUAAAGUCAAACCAGAGUAUUGCAGGGGUAGGUGCCUGAGUGGAAUUUUUCACUCCUUUGGAUGCAGUCAGCAUCAGUGAACAGAAGAGAAUGAUGCACUUGGAUAAUCCUGUGCUCCUUCAUAAAAGUCCAGUUUUGCAGAGACUCCCCAUCCCCUUCCCCUGACAGCAACCUUGACCUGGGUAGUCUCCAAGCCAUGGUGGGAUGCUGUGGGUGAGGCUGCUAAGGAGCACUUCUGAUCUCACAGCCCUGGCCAUGCCCAAGCCUAUGCUGUGAUUUGGUGCUAUUUGAUUGUUGCCUCUCCACAGUUUGGUUGAAGGCUGGGUCUUGUCUCCAAAGAUGUAGGAAGAAGGGGAACUGGAUGCUUCUGUUCCUUGAAACGCUGUCACCCUCCCAGCACCCACAGCUGCUCCUGCCAUAUGCUAGAGCAUGUCUCAGCAUGUCCCUGCACUGCAGACUGCUCCCUUUGACUCCUUCAGUGCUGUGUGGUCUUCCUGGCUCAAGGCAGGUGUCACUUCACGAUAUGCAGCCAUCUUCAUCUCCCCCAAGCUCCACUAAGAUGACAAGGCAUGGAAUUGAAGCAGGGGCUCCAAGUUGGUUUUAGGGGAUAGAUGCCCACCAGUGUGCUGCAAGUUAUCUUUGGAUAGCCUACAGUCAAACACCUUAGGCCAAAGGCAUCCCUGCGGUAACUGUAUGUUUUGCACUCAAGCUGCACUAAGGUCAUUCUAGUGCACUCUAGAACAAUUCCUUCUCCAGUCCUAGCUAAAGGGGGACUUGUAGCUGGGACGGGCUGCAGGCUCAGCCCCAUAGGUUCCUCCAGGUUUCUCAUCUCUUAAUUUUUGAAUAGGCUAGAACUGCAUGAAAGUUGAACCUGUCAAAAUCAUGCUUCUGUCUCCUCAUAACCCUUUCCUUCAUGCUGGCUUCAUAAUCCCCAGAGGCAGAUGUGUCAUGCCACAGGCUCUGAUCUGUAAUACAGUAGUUGUACAAAGAGCAAACCAUCUGUUGGUGACAAGCCUGAAGAACAAAACCAAACAUCCCUGCUGUAUUGCAGUAGGGUUUUUCUCCUAUGACUCAGCCCAGCAGGGGCACAGGUGUGCUCCCUCACUAAUGAGCCAAGACCGCUGCUAUUUCCCAUAAAGAAACUAAGGCUUUCACUAUACGGUGCCUGCCCAGUGCCCUAUGAUUACAGGACUCAGUCGCUGGCUCUCAGCUCUGCUGCCUCAACCGAAGCUGGGAGGGGUAGGGAAACAAGCAGGAACCUGGAGACAGAAGCUUGGGCAUGGUCAUGCCUUGUAGGCAUCCCUUCUGCCUUGGCAGCACUGUGUCACUUGUGCCACCUGCUUUUGGAUAUGGGGGAUGGAAGGUGGCUGGCUCAGCAUGUUGUGCCCCAUGCUUCCUCUGUAAGAACCAUCUGCAUUUUAUGGUGCUGUGUUCUUUCCCCUAAUAAAGAGACUGCUGU